AUGGACAACUUCCUCCUGACGGCCAUGGCUUAUGACCGCUACGUGGCGAUAUGCCAGCCCCUGCACUACUCCACGACGAUGAGUCUGCCAGCCUGUGCCCUGAUGCUCGGGAGCGCCUGGCUCAUUGCCAACCUCCACUCCCUGCUGCACACCCUCCUCAUGGCCCGGCUGGACUUCUGUGCCAGCAACGUCAUCCCUUACUUCUUCUGUGACCUUGUUCCCCUGCUCCAGCUCUCCUGCUCCAACACCCUGCCCAAUCAACUCAUGAUUCUGCUAGCGGGGGGCCCGAUCGUCCUCAUCCCCUUCCUCAGCAUCCUCGUCUCCUACAUCCACAUUGUGUCUGCUGUGCUCAGGGUCCCAUCUGCCCGGGGAAAACAGAAGGCAUUCUCUACCUGUGGCUCCCACCUUGCUGUGGUCAUCCUCUUCUAUGGGACCAUCACAGGGGUCUACCUGAGUCCCUCACCCUCCCACUCGGCUGACAAGGAUUCACUGGCUUCAGUAAUGUACAUGGUGGUCACCCCCACGCUGAAUCCCUUUAUCUACUGCCUGAGGAACAAGGACAUGAAGGGAGCUCUGUGGAAACUGGUCAGUGUAAAGGCUGCACUCCAUGGCCUAUGA
Molecule: messenger RNA, 618 nt
Organism: Dama dama (fallow deer)
Lineage: Eukaryota; Metazoa; Chordata; Mammalia; Artiodactyla; Cervidae
Product: putative olfactory receptor 1F12P
Exons: 1
Coding region: 1-618 (205 amino acids)
Biological process (GO): G protein-coupled receptor signaling pathway
Cellular component (GO): membrane
Molecular function (GO): olfactory receptor activity; G protein-coupled receptor activity
Source: RefSeq, a predicted model, not a curated record